CUACUACUUCUACAUUUAUACUUGUACUUUUUUCAGGUCCACUAUAUUUCGAUUAAAUAUUUUUCUACUUGGUUGAUUGCUUUGCUAGGUGACGGCCAAGUUGCUGGAUAGUAAAACCGGGGUGCUGAAUCAUAAUUCCCUUAUAAUAUGGAGAAGAGCAAGGCGCAUUUUCAAUAGUGGGGUUUUCUGUCGCCGGUUGACUCAGCCAUGUUUGUCAUGGAGGGGCAAUUCCUCCAACUCUUUACGGGAGUUGCAAUCCGCAGAGUCCGUGACGAUACUUAAUCGCACAUCAACACGUUCUUUACAGUCUGAUUUUCUCCGGCUUUGAUACUCGGAAAUAGUAUUUCGACUUAUAGCCACAGCAAAAUCCCAGGGCCAGGGCACUGCACAAUGGCGCAAAACUCAACAGACGAGCUCUUGCGACGGCCGCUCUAUGUCUACGAUCUGCCGCCCGAGAGCCUCGGAGGCUUGACGCUCAAGCCAGACGCAGAUGCCAUCGCCGCUGCCGAAGCCACGACGCCUCCCAGACAGACCUCGGAAGCCUCGCCCGAUGGUAUCGCCGGUUCACAAACGUGUUCUCUGUGCAAGCUGUCCUUUGUUACUGUGCUCGACCAGCGCAGCCACAUCAAGUCCGAUUUGCACCACUACAACCUCAAGCAGAAGCUGCGAGGGCAGAGCCUCGUGACGGAAGCCGAAUUCGAAAAGCUGAUAGAGGCCCUGGAUGAGUCGCUCUCAGGCUCCGACUCGGAAGAUACGGAGGAGGACGAGGACGAAGGACGCCAAGAGUCUACGCUGACGGCGCUGCUCAAGAAGCAGGCAAGAUUAACAGAGAAGCGAAAUAACAACGAUGGCGGCGAUGACGACGAAGUUGCAGGCCGGCCGGGCAAAGGAAAGCCGCCGCUGAUAUGGUUCAGCUCGCCUUUGCUUCCAGAGAAUACAUACUUUGGCAUAUAUCGAGCCAUAUUCUCCGACGAAGAGCAGAGACAGCCGGAUUUGGUGGACGUCAUCAGGAAGAAGCAGCUCGAGCCCAUAGCGAUGCCAAAGCCCGCCAAAGACGGAACUCUGCCGCCCGUCGCAUACAAGGGACCACAUUUCUUCCUUUGCAUGAUUGGAGGCGGACACUUUGCUGCCAUGGUCGUCUCUCUGGCCCCGCGAUCCGGAAAGGCAGGCAGCACGACGAUGAACAGGGAGGCCACGGUCCUCGCCCACAAGACCUUUCACAGAUACACAACACGACGGAAACAGGGUGGCUCUCAGUCGGCCAAUGACAAUGCCAAGGGAAAGGCGCACUCUGUCGGCUCCUCAUUGCGUCGAUAUAACGAGACUGCCUUGGUCGAGGAUAUUCGGGCUCUGCUCCGCGAUUGGAAGGGCCUUUUGGACACUUCAGAGCUGCUAUUCAUUAGAGCAACAGGAACGACAAACAGAAGAACAUUGUUUGGCCCGUAUGAAGGACAGGUUCUCCAGGCAAACGAUGCCAGAAUACGGGGAUUCCCCUUUAGCACCAGGAGAGCAACUCAGAAUGAGCUUAUGCGAUCCUUUAUUGAGUUGACUCGACUAAAAGUACGCGAGAUCGUCCCAACAAAGGCCGAACCGAAAGACUUAGACAAGGCGACACAAAACAAGGCCUCCCCUAAGCCGGUGAAACCAGCCCUGUCAGAGGAGGAAGAAACAGCACUUCUCCAUACGUCACAGCUACAAGCCUUUGUACGGCGGUCCAAGUUACCGGCACUCUUAUCAUAUCUCACAAAGAAUGAUCUUAGCCCAGACUUUGAAUUCUACCCUCCUGAGCAAAACUACCACACUCCACGUGUCCUACACUAUGCGGCUUCGCAGAACUCUGCGCCGUUAGUUUUGGGUCUUCUUACACGAGCUGGAGCAAAUCCGCUACAUAAGAAUGCAGAUGGGAAAACGGCCUUUGAGCUUGCUGGAGACCGACCUACACGCGAUGCCUUUAGAGUAGCACGAUCCGAGCUGAGCGAAGCAAAGUGGGAUUGGGACAGUGCCAAAGUGCCGCCAGCCAUGACGAAGAGCGAGGCCGAUCGUCGCGAUGAGCGAGAAAAGCAGGAGGCGGACAAGAAGGAGUCAGAUCGGCGGAAGGCCGAGGAGGAGAGACUUCGCGUUGAAGGUCCAAAGGUCUCAGAUACAAAGGCAAAGAACAAGACUGCCGGCAUGGCAUCUAUAAUUGCAAAGACACCGCAAGAGCGCAGGGAAGAGGAAGCUAGGGGAUUGACGCCCGAGAUGAAGAUGAGGCUGGAGAGAGAGAGGAGGGCGCGUGCGGCGGAAGAGAGGAUAAAGAGGUUACAAAGCGGUAAUUAAAGAAAUAAAAAAGAAGAAGUGGGAUUUACGAAAGUGAAAGAAAUGUUGAAAGCUUUUGGAUUGGGAUAGACUUAAAGGCAGAGAGGGACGCAAUUUCAUGCUAUGUAAUUAUAAUGAAGGGCCAAGAUGUGCCAUAACUUGAACAUACUCUGUAGUAUUAGAAAAGCGAUAUUAUUUGGGUUCCGACUUGAACACAGUUCACUACG
Messenger RNA from Trichoderma asperellum CBS 433.97, 2522 nucleotides. RefSeq lists its product as uncharacterized. The record is from RefSeq and is a predicted model, not a curated record. Lineage: Eukaryota; Fungi; Ascomycota; Sordariomycetes; Hypocreales; Hypocreaceae.